AUGAAGAGAUCAUUGUGCCUGCCAUUUUCCCCCUCUUACCCCUACCCUACACACAUUUCUAGGUACACCAUGUUCCCAAACUUCAGAUCACUUGAGGGUUGAGACACUGGGGUCAAUUCAAGCAGUCAUCAAUCUUUCUAUCCCAGUAUCUCUAGCAAGACUUUUGACCUGGUUGUUCUGAGGAAGACCAGAGUGGUCAAGAUAGUGGCCCCUAACCCCAUUUAAGAGCUCAAAUAUAACUUUUCUCCAAUUAUAACCAAUAUGGUACAAAACACUGAAAGGGCUCUGAAGAUCACAACAUACAGUCAGGUCUUCACAGAGGCAUUGUAGAGGUGGCAGCUUUCAGGAAGGCCCAAAUUUGAAGCCCUUCCAAAAUCUGCAUGUUCACUUUCCUAUGAAGACUUUAAGCCCAGAUAUUUGGAUCAACAUACAAUAUUGAAAAACCCAGUUAGCCUAAGUAAGCCAAGCUUGCCUCUGGCUGUAAAACAUGAAGAAAGUGGAAUUUUGUUGCACAGACUUUGCCAUCAAGAAACAUGUCUGCCUGCAUGGAGACCAGAGGAUGGGCCAAGAGAGAUAACACUGCCUGAAUGGAUCCCCAGCUGUGAAGUUCCCCAGCUCCAGACAGGGCUGAUGGAGCUGCAGCAUUCCCUCUCUAUGACAGCAGCACAAAAACAUGUACAUGAUUCUGUAAAAGGAGAGAGAGAAAAUCCUCACAGAUAA
Molecule: messenger RNA, 720 nt
Organism: Melospiza georgiana
Lineage: Eukaryota; Metazoa; Chordata; Aves; Passeriformes; Passerellidae
Gene: SPMIP4
Product: sperm microtubule inner protein 4
Cellular component (GO): centrosome
Source: RefSeq, a predicted model, not a curated record